AUGUCGUCCCAAAAUGGCGCUGGCCAGCACCAGCUGCCGCCCAACAACCCUUUCGCAGGCGCUGCGUACCACGACGAUCAGAGCAGUGAAGCCAGCUACUUCCCCAACGAACGCAGAGACACAUACGCUUCCGAGCGCUCAGAGGCCGACCUCAUCGGCGGCCACGGCUACGAUGCCGACUCGUACGAGGGCGGCGCCUACAAGGACAACUAUGCCUACUCCUCCGAGUCCGCCCAGCGAGGCUACACACCCGGUCCCGGCAGUCAGUUCGGUCAGGGCUCGUACGCUCCCUCGGGCAUCUCCAGCCCUUACCCUGAUGCUGGUGCUGGCGGUGGAUACCGUCAGCGCGAGCCCUACCCGGCCUGGACCGCUGAGCACAACAUUCCUCUCUCGAAAGAGGAGAUCGAGGACAUCUUCAUCGAUCUCGCCAACAAGUUCGGUUUCCAGCGCGACAACAUGCGCAACAUGUACGACCACCUCAUGAUCAUGCUCGAUUCGCGCUCGAGUCGCAUGACCCCGCAGCAGGCUCUCAUGACCAUCCACGCAGACUACAUCGGUGGCGAACACGCCAACUACCGUAAAUGGUACUUUGCUGCUCAGCUCGACCUCGACGACGCCAUUGGCAAAGUGCAGAACCCCGGUCUCGCGCGCGCAGCCAGCAUGGCCAAGCGAGGCAAGAACGCCGCUGCCAGUGCUGCUGCCAAGCUGCAGUCCGCCAGCGCAAAGUCGCUCCAGUCCGCUUCGGCCCGCUGGCGUGACGCCAUGCUCAAGAUGAGCGACUACGACCGCACAAGGCAGGUCGCCCUCUACCUGCUCUGCUGGGGUGAAGGUGGCCAAGUGCGUUUCGUGCCCGAAUGUCUUUGCUUCAUCUUCAAGUGCGCAGACGACUACUACCGCUCGCCAGAGUGCCAGAACCGCAUGGAGCCCGUCCCCGAAGGACUCUACCUCCGCGCGGUCGUCAAGCCCCUCUACCGCUUCCUCCGCGACCAGGUCUUCGAGGUGGUUGACGGCAAGUUCGUCAAGAAGGAGAAGGACCACGACAAGACCAUCGGAUACGACGACGUCAACCAGCUCUUCUGGUACCCCGAGGGCAUCGGCAGGAUCAUCCUGAACGACAAGACGCGCCUCGUCGACGUGCCGCCAAGUCAGCGUUUCAUGAAGUUUGACAAGAUCGACUGGCCCCGCGUCUUCUUCAAGACGUACAAGGAGAAGCGUUCAUUCUUCCACCUUCUCGUCAACUUCAACCGUAUCUGGAUUCUGCAUAUUUCGGUCUUCUUCUACUACACGGCGUACAACGCCCCCAAGAUCUACGCUCGCUCUCGAAACCCCACCACGGCCGAGUCGCUCUCAGCAGCCGGCCUCGGUGGUGCCAUCUCGUCCUUCAUCAUGAUUGCUGCCACCAUGGCCGAGUUCUCGUACAUCCCUACCACCUGGAACAACACGAGCCACUUGAUGCGCCGCAUGAUCUUCCUUGCUAUCUGCCUUGCCAUCACGAUCGCUCCUGCCGUCUACGUCUUUGGCUUCAACAACAGCGGCAACGUCGCCAACAUUGUUGCCAUCGUCCACCUGGCUCUCGCUGGCUGCAUCACUGCGCUCUUCUCGAUUGUGCCCUCGGGCCGUAUGUUCGGUGACCGUGUCGCAGGCAAGGCGCGCAAGUACCUGGCCAACCAGACCUUCACCGCCUCGUACGCCCCUCUCGUCAAGAGCCACCGUGCCGUCUCGAUCCUGCUCUGGACGCUCGUCUUCGGAUGCAAGCUCACUGAGUCGUACUUCUUCUUGACCCUCUCGUUCCGUGACCCGCUCGCCGUCAUGAUCACCAUGAAGGUGCAGGGUUGCAGCGACAAGUACUUCGGCACCGCGCUCUGCUCCAACCAGCCUGCCUUCGCCUUGACCUUCAUGACCAUCAUGGAUCUCAGUCUCUUCUUCCUCGACACUUUCUUGUGGUACGUCAUCUGGAACACGGUCUUCUCCAUCGGUUGGUCCUUCCACAUGGGUCUCUCGAUCUGGACGCCCUGGUCCGACAUCUUCCAGCGAUUGCCCAAGCGCAUCUACGCCAAGCUGCUCGCCACCGCCGACAUGGAGAUCAAGUACAAGCCCAAGGUGCUCGUCUCGCAGGUCUGGAACGCCGUCAUCAUCUCGAUGUACCGCGAGCAUUUGCUCUCGAUCGACCACGUCCAGAAGCUCCUCUACCACCAGGUGCCCGCCGGUGAGAACGGAAAGCGCACCCUCCGUGCCCCGACCUUCUUCAUCAGCCAGACCGACAAGGGAGUCAAGCCCGAGUUCUUCCCCAAGGGCUCCGAGGCUGAGCGCCGUAUCAGCUUCUUCGCCCAGUCGCUCACCACAGCCCUCCCCGAGCCACUACCCAUCGACGCCAUGCCCACCUUCACCGUCCUCGUUCCCCACUACUCGGAGAAGAUCCUGCUUUCGCUUCGUGAGAUCAUUCGCGAGGAGGACCAGAACACGCGUGUCACGCUGCUCGAGUACCUCAAGCAGCUCCACCCCGUCGAAUGGGACAACUUCGUCAAGGACACCAAGAUUCUCGCCGAAGAGUCGCAAGGCUUUGGAGGCAACUCGCCCUUCGGUGGUGACAGCGACGAAAAGUCCGGCACCAAGAACUCGGCCAAGGCGGACGACCUUCCCUUCUACUGCAUCGGUUUCAAGUCGGCUGCGCCCGAGUACACGCUGCGAACGCGCAUUUGGUCGUCGCUGCGUGCUCAGACCCUCUACCGUACCGUUUCUGGUUUCAUGAACUACUCCAAGGCCAUCAAGCUGCUCUACCGCGUCGAGAACCCCGAGGUCGUUCAGCUGUUCGGCGGCAACACCGAGAAGCUCGAGCGCGAGCUCGAACGCAUGUCGCGCCGCAAGUUCAAGUUUGUCAUUUCCAUGCAGCGAUACUCCAAGUUCAACAAGGAGGAACAGGAGAACGCCGAAUUCUUGCUUCGCGCCUACCCCGACCUGCAGAUUGCCUACCUCGACGAGGAGGCUCCUCGCAAGGAGGGCGGCGAGUCGCGAUGGUUCUCGGCGCUCGUCGACGGUCACUCUGAGAUCCUGCCCAACGGAAAGCGUCGCCCCAAGUUCCGCGUCGAGCUGCCCGGUAACCCUAUCCUCGGUGACGGCAAGUCGGACAACCAGAACCACGCCAUCAUCUUCAACCGCGGCGAGUACGUGCAGCUCAUCGAUGCCAACCAGGACAACUACCUCGAAGAAUGCCUCAAGGUGCGCAGCGUGCUCGGUGAGUUCGAGUCAUUCAACGUCUCGAACCAGAACCCGUACGGAUCCGGACAUCAGGAGUUCGCCAAGGCGCCCGUCGCAAUUCUCGGUGCACGAGAGUACAUUUUCUCCGAGAACAUCGGUAUCCUCGGUGACGUCGCUGCCGGCAAGGAGCAGACGUUCGGUACCAUGGCCGGUCGUGGUCUUGCCCAGAUUGGUGGUAAGCUCCAUUAUGGUCACCCGGAUUUCCUCAACACCAUCUUCAUGACCACGCGCGGUGGUGUGUCCAAGGCGCAAAAGGGUCUUCACUUGAACGAGGAUAUCUAUGCAGGCAUGAACGCAUUCGGUCGCGGUGGUCGCAUCAAGCACGUCGAGUACUACCAGUGCGGUAAGGGUCGUGAUCUUGGUUUCGGUACCAUUCUCAACUUCACCACCAAGCUCGGUAACGGAAUGGGUGAGCAGAUGCUGUCGCGAGAGUACUACUACCUCGGCACGCAGCUGCCUGCCGAUCGCUUCCUCACGUUCUACUACGGCCACCCCGGUUUCCACAUCAACAACAUUCUCGUCAUUCUCUCGGUGCAGCUCUUCAUGUUCACCAUGGUGUUCAUCGGUACGCUCAACUCGCAGCUGCGUGUGUGCGCCACCACCAACAGCGAGUACAUCGUGGGCACGGGCGGUUGCUACUACCUCAACCCGGUCUUCCUCUGGAUCAAGCGUACCAUCAUCAGCAUCUUCCUCGUCUUCAUGAUCGCCUUCUUGCCGCUGUUCUUGCAGGAGCUCUCGGAGCGAGGCGCUAUCUCGGCCUUUGUCCGUCUGGCGAAGCACUUCAUGAGUCUCAGUCCCAUCUUCGAGGUGUUCUCGACCAUGACGUACUCUCACUCGAUCAUCAGCAACUUGACCUUCGGUGGUGCUCGCUACAUCGCCACUGGACGAGGUUUCGCCACCACGCGUCAAAGCUUCGCGCUGCUCUACAGCCGAUUCGCUGGUCCUUCGAUCUACUCGGGCAUGCGCCUGUUGCUGUUGCUGCUCUACAUUACUCUCACGCUUUGGAUCCCACACCUGAUCUACUUCUGGAUCUCGAUCUUGGCCCUCUGCAUCGCUCCCUUCCUGUUCAACCCUCACCAGUUCUCUGCUUCGGACUUCAUCAUCGACUACCGCGAGUUCCUGCGCUGGAUGUCGCGUGGUAACAGCCGCAGCCACGCCAACUCGUGGAUCGGCUAUUGCCGUCUCAGCCGAACCAAGGUCACCGGUUACAAGAAGAAGCGUCUCGGACACCCAAGCGAGAAGCUGGCCGGAGACGUGCCUCGUGCAGGCUGGAGGACCAUCCUGUUCGCCGAGGUCAUCUUCCCCAUCUGCCUUGCCGUCAUCUUUGUGGUCGCCUACGCCUUCGUCAAGAGUUUCCACCAGCAAGGAGACCCGCCCCAGGGUGCGAUUGUGCGCAUCGCCAUCAUCGCCCUCGGUCCCAUCGUGUGGAACGCCGCCAUCCUGCUGGUGCUCUUCCUGAUCAGCAUGUUCCUCGGCCCGGCGCUCAACAACUGCUGUGCCAAGUUUGGUUCAAUCAUGGCCUCGAUUGCCCACGUGCUCGCCGUCGUCGGUGUCAUUGUCGCCUUCGAGUUCCUGUGGUUCCUCGAGCUGUGGAACGCCUCGCACGCCGUGCUGGGUGUUAUCGCGGUCAUCGCGAUCCAGCGUGCCAUCUUCAAGAUCCUCAUCGCCCUGGUGCUUUCGCGAGAGCUCAAGCACGACGAGACCAACCGUGCUUGGUGGACCGGUCGAUGGUACGGCCGUGGCCUCGGUGGUCACGCCUUCAGCCAGCCCGCACGAGAGUUUGUGGUCAAGAUCAUCGAGAUGUCGCUCUUCUCUGCCGACUUCUUGACAGCCCACAUUCUGCUCUUCGGUCUCUCGCUGCCAUGCCUGAUCCCGUACUUUGACAGGCUGCACUCGACGGCGCUCUUCUGGCUGCGACCGUCGAAGCAGAUCCACGCGCCCAUCUUCUCGCUUCGUCAGCGAAAGCAGCGAAGGUCGAUUGUCUGGAGGUACCUGAUCCUCUUCGUCUUUUCGUUCGCGGUCUUCCUGGCUCUGAUCAUCCUGCCAGCGGUCUUCUCAUCAACGAUCGACCUGAACUGCUCGUUCUGCAAAUCGCUCUGA
This is a messenger RNA of Kalmanozyma brasiliensis GHG001, 5355 nucleotides long. Its product is annotated as 1,3-beta-glucan synthase subunit FKS1-like, domain-1. Gene Ontology annotation, molecular function: 1,3-beta-D-glucan synthase activity. Gene Ontology annotation, biological process: (1->3)-beta-D-glucan biosynthetic process; fungal-type cell wall polysaccharide biosynthetic process. Lineage: Eukaryota; Fungi; Basidiomycota; Ustilaginomycetes; Ustilaginales. Gene Ontology annotation, cellular component: plasma membrane; 1,3-beta-D-glucan synthase complex. Bases 1 to 5355 code for a protein of 1784 amino acids. The record is from RefSeq and is a predicted model, not a curated record. The transcript has a single exon.